CUUGCGCACUCUAACAAUCUGUCUUAUUGACCACGCUCACAAGCCUCAGACUUUGAGAAAUCUAGCAGCUGCCUACAGCUCACACCCACACCACACUCACACUGGAGACAGAGAAGCGAAGUUGAUAGAGAAGACAAAAAUGGUGAUGAAACUUUCUUGAUGGUUUUUGCUUCACCUUCAUAUGAAACAGAAGGUAAUCCUGACAAAUCUAUAAACUCUCUUUUCUCUGACAGUCACUUAUCUGCUAGUCUUUGGCUUCAUACAUUUCUUCAAUUGGUAGAUCUCUCAAAUCCCAUUUCGCAUUAGCUUCGAGAUCUGAAAAUAAACAAGUCAAAUAAAAAAGAAUCUCUUCUUUUUCAAUCCCAAUAUCUAAAAACCAUAGGUCUUUGACCAUUUCUUCAUUCUUAGGCGAUUUGGCUAUCUGGGUACUUUUGUUUUCUGCUAGAUAGUAGAUUUGGGUGGUUUUAGCUUAAGCUUCUGGUUCCAAAAAAUGUUGGGUCGGUCCUCAUUUUCCAGAACUGGAAGCUUUAGGCCUGAGAAUUUGGGCCCAAAUGCCCUUGCCUUGAUUGGAAACCUUUGCUUCACGUUUUUUGUGCUCGGAGUGUUGAUCUUCACCAUUAUUGCCGCCACCUAUGAACCUGAAGACCCUUUGUUUCACCCAUCAACCAAGAUCACCACUUUCCUCACAUCCAAAUCCAAUGCCACUUUCAAAUCCGAUGACACUGUGGUCAGGACUGGUGAGAAUUUCAUGGCUCCCAAUCAAACUGAAUUUGCAACCUUUAUCAAUAUGACUGAUGUUGUUAACUUAAGCGAGGGUGAUAACACGAUCAGUGACGCUUCUGGGGCCGCAUCUUCUAGCUGUGAGGGUCCCAUAGAUUGCCGGGACCCGGAAGUGUUCCAUUUGUUGAUGAGGGCCACCAUUGAAAAGUUUAAGGAUAUUCAUUUUUACCGGUUUGGGAAACCUGCUCAGGGUUCGGAUGAUAACAGUUGUGAUAUGGCUUGGCGGUUUAGGCCUAAGGAAGGGAAGACUGCUUCCUUUUACAAGGAUUACAGGAGGUUUACUAUUUUGAAGUCUGAAAAUUGUACUCUUAGUGUUGGUGACAUUGGAGAGUACCAUACUGGAGUAAAUGCGAGGAAGAGGAAGAAGAAUCAGAAGCCUGGGUUUGAGAAGAAUGGGAAGAAGGAGGUGAAUUCUUUGCCAGUUGUGGGGGAGAUUGUGAAUGAUACCCUUCCGGUGGUUGAGUCUGAAGGUUCAUUUAGUCGUGGGAAGUACUUAGUUUACAUGGGUGGUGGAGAUAGGUGCAAGAGCAUGAACCAUUACUUGUGGAGUUUCUUGUGUGCUUUAGGUGAAGCGCAAUACCUGAACCGAACUUUGGUCAUGGAAUUGAAUAUUUGUCUGUCUUCCAUGUACGCUUCGUCGAAUCAAGAUGAGGAAGGGAAGGAUUUCAGGUUUUACUUUGACUUUGAGCAUUUAAGAGAGUCUGCAUCUGUAUUAGACGCAAAGCAGUUCUGGUCAGAUUGGGAGAAAUGGCAGAAGAAAGAUGGGUUGAAUCUUCAUCUGGUGGAGGAUUUUAGGGUCACACCUAUGAAACUUAAUGACGUCAAGGAUGCUUUGAUUAUGAGAAAGUUCGGGUCCGUGGAGCCAGACAAUUAUUGGUAUAGGGUGUGUGAAGGGGAAACGGAGUCUGUUGUUCAACGACCAUGGCAUUUGAUAUGGAAAUCGAGAAGGUUAAUGGAUAUAGUGUCUGCAAUCUCAUCAAAAUUGAACUGGGAUUAUGAUUCUGUGCAUAUUGAAAGAGGAGAGAAGGCACAUAACAAGGAGCUUUGGCCUAAUCUUGAUGCAGAUACUUCACCUAAUGCACUUCUCUCAACCCUGCAGGACAAAAUUGAAGAUGGAAGGAACCUCUACAUUGCAACAAACGAACCAGAUACAUCUUUCUUUGACCCUUUGAAAGACAAGUAUACCACUCAUUUCCUUGACGAGUACAAGGAUUUUUGGGAUGAAAACAGUGAGUGGUACUUCGACACAACAAAGCUUAACAAUGGAGUUCCAGUUGAAUUUGAUGGUUACAUGAGAGUGUCAGUUGAUACAGAGGUGUUCUUGAGAGGGAAAAAGCAGAUAGAAACAUUCAAUGAUCUCACCAAUGAUUGCAAGGAUGGCAUCAACACCUGCAGCACUGCGACCAGUUAAUCCCCACAGAUUAGUUCGAGACUUUGCCAUUUGCUACAUUGCCGAUAUCCACGUGUACUGUUUAGCUAUUUUUAUGUGUUGCAUUUGAGAAAUUGUAAGCCUCCACUAAUAGUUUUAGCAUUAAGUAGCUUUGUCAUGAGUUUUUUACUUGUAGAAGAAGCAACUAUCAAUAUUUCAUCACUUCGAAUUUUACGAGUCUCAAGUUGAACUUGAGUUUUAUUUGAUGUCAAUCUCUACCCCUCUGUGUAUUGAAUAAUUUCAUAUUGGGUUGUG
Molecule: messenger RNA, 2464 nt
Organism: Prunus mume (Japanese apricot)
Lineage: Eukaryota; Viridiplantae; Streptophyta; Magnoliopsida; Rosales; Rosaceae
Product: calcium ion-binding protein
Cellular component (GO): Golgi apparatus
Source: RefSeq, a predicted model, not a curated record